AAACAAUAAACCAGCACCGGAACUACUCUUCGAGUCAGAAGAGCUACCCGACCAUAACAGUAGAGACAGCCACGUCGUAAGAAGUCAGGUAAAGAGAUAAGUAAGGUCAGGAGAGCUACCCGACCAGUGGAGACAGCCACGUCGUACGAAGUCGGGUAAAGAGAUAAUUAGGGUCAGGAGGGGCGGAGAGCUACCCGACCAGUAGAGACAGCGUCAGUCCUCUUGAAGAUUUGAAUAACAUAUGGAGGAACUGCUGAGACAACAGCUAUGAUUCCACGUUCUUGUCGAUCCUAUCUCUACCAAAUUGGUAGUAGGAACAUCCGGGCAGCCAUUUUGUUCAUCGUUGCUGUAGCGAUUCUGCUGGCUGCCAGGGAUUAUCUUCAUAGCCCUGGAAAAGUUCCUUAUAAGACACAGAAAGUGAUGAAGUGGAACCCAGCACAUAACAAGGACCUGUUCCUCAUUCCAGCAGUGCGACCCAAAGUUCAUCAUGUUAAACCUAUAGACAAGAGCGAAGUUAUGGCCAAACUAGCCCAGGCCAGAGGGCCUCUGGAACACCCACUGCUGGCACUCCAGAGUCACGUGGGGCAGGUCCAGAAGUCCAAGGAGGACGAGGCCAUGGUGGAGUAUAUAGCCACAAAGACUAAGGUGGAAAUUGGGGUCCUGACCAAUAUGGAGGAUGAUUGGACGUGUUGGUUACAGGUAACACUGACAAACACUGGGAAGGCGACUAUUUCGUAUGGACACUGGGAGAUAUACUUCCAUUCCAUUCGCUUCCUGCAGAUAAAGGAUCGUCCAUACCCAUCAGGUAUUCUCAUCAAAGACACUGCGUUCCGUUUAUUUCACGUGCAAGGGUCGCUGUACCGCCUCGUCCCUGAGAACGGAUUAUUCAUCAACUGGCCUGCGGGUAAAGAAAUAACACUUCACCUGGAAGCCAAGGCUUUCUUGAUCUCACGAUCUGACUUCUUCCCUAAUUGGUACGUAACUGCACCAAAAGUUAAACCCCUCCUUAUCCAAUCCACAGUUGACGGCAAUCUCUCGUUCGUCCAACCGUUUGACACGUCUAGUAAAUGGAAGAGAAAUAAACAAGACCAAUAUAAUCCAUUUACCGCCGAGGAUCGAUUCAAUCGGAAUUUAGUAAUACGAGACCUUGGACAUCAGGGAUCCUACGUCACCCCAACGCCCGUCCAGGUCAGCUUUGAUCCGAUAACAAAGGUUGUUAUGGAUACGAAGACUUGGCAGAUUUUCCACAAUGGAAAGUUCUCAAAGGAAAUCAACUACCUAGCAGAUCUGUUUAAAAUGGAGGUGAGCAGUGUCCAGCCGUUGUCUAAAUACAUACAGAUUGUGGAGAAGAAGGUUUUCCCUUUGAAGCAUGCCCCAACUACAGUGAAGGAAGCGUACACAGUGGAGGUGACCCCAGACGUCGUGACCUUAGCAGCCAGUGACACGGCCGGAGCAUUUUAUGCGGCUGUCACUCUCUAUAGUUUGACAAACCGUGUCAAUACAGGACUGUGGGAAGUGCCGGUCGGUAAGGUCAUAGAUCAACCUCGUUUUCGACAUCGUGGUCUGCAUUUGGAUGUUGCACGGAACUUCCGGCGUAAAGAUGAAAUAUUGCGUCUUUUGGAUGUCAUGGCCAUUUACAAGUUGAACAAACUUCAUCUUCAUCUGUCAGAUGACGAGGGGUGGAGAAUAGAAAUACUAGGUCUUCCGGAGCUCACUCAGGUUGGGUCGAGACGUUGCCAUGGUGACAGUAAGUGCCUGUUCCCCCAGCUUGGGUCUGGCCCUGAGGCCGAGUACCCGGGCACCGGGUACUACACCGUCAAUGACUACUGUGAAAUCCUGAGACAUGCUGAUGCUCUACACAUUCAGAUCAUCCCCGAGAUCGACAUGCCGGGACAUAGCCAAGCCGCCAUUAAGGCUAUGGAGGUCCGUUACUACGACCUUCAGGAGAAAGGUCGUGGACUGGAGGCUCGACAGUACCUUCUCAGUGACCUCUCGGACAAGUCGGAUUACUUGUCUGUACAGUCCUUCAAAAAUUCAGCUAUAAAUCCGUGUCUGGAGUCCACAUAUAGUUUCCUACAUCAUGUGAUCAUGUCUCUGAAAGCCUUGCACUCCGAUAUUCAACCUCUGACCUUUUACCACUUCGGAGGUGAUGAGGUCCCAAAGGGGGCCUGGGUCAAUUCCAGCGCCUGUGACACCAGCUCUCUACAGCCAGAUGUACACAAUAUGCAGAAAUGGAAAGAGUACUUCCUGAAGCGGAUUUUUAAGAUGGCGGAACAGGAAAAUCUAAAACUGGGUGUGUGGGAGGACGGUAUUAUAGACCAGAACACGACGGAACCAUACAACAACAAUCUACUGGGCGCCAUGUCAGGGAAUGUCUUCACUUACCCCUGGAAUAACAAGUGGGAGUACGGAAUGGGGAACGAGGCCUACAAACUCGCCAACGCAGGUUACAAGGUCGUGAUGUCACUGGGGACUCACCUGUACUUCGACCAUUCCCAUGAACCGGAUCCUGAAGAAGUCGGGCUCUACUGGGCAACACGCUUCAUCGACUUGCACCAUGUGUUUUCCUUCACCCCUGAGCAGAUCUACUGGAAUGCAGAACUGUCAGGCAUGGGAGAACCACUCAAUAAGGAUCAGAUCUGUAACUCGAGAGAGUGUCUUACACUCCAGAAACCUGAAAACAUUGUCGGUAUGGAGUGCCACCUAUGGGGAGAAUUGUUGAGAUCACGUGACAUCACAGAUCACCAAAUGUUUCCUCGGGUCAUAGCAAUGGCCGAGAGAGCAUGGCACCAAGCUGUGUGGGAGAGCGAGGGUGACGUGGCGGCAAGGCGGACACAAACGGACGCUGAUUGGCUGAGAUUUGCCAACACCAUUGGGUACAAGGAAUAUCCUUACCUAGACAGUCUCGGUAUCAAAUACAGAAUUCCACCUCCAGGGGCUGUUGUGCAGGAAAGGAAACUGCUGGUGAACAGUGAAGCUCCUGGUCUCGAGAUCCAGUACAGCCUCGACUUCGGGAAAACGUGGCGCGACGCGAGGGGAGGGCCAGAACUAACAGGGGAUGCUACCAUCUUCUUGAGGACAAUGUCAACAGACAAGACAAGAUGGAGUCGAAUUAUCAAGCUCCAGUAUGACCAUGAUCAGGUCAAGGUUAAACAGAGGGCUAUGGAUGGACAAAUUAAGGAGUCAGCUCAGCAACAAAAGGGCAUAGAAUUGGGACCAUCUCAACAACAGAUUGGACAGGGAAAAUCUCAACAGCAAAUUAUGCCAGGACAAUCUCAACAACAGAUUGGACAGGGGAAAUCUCAAAAGCAAAUUAUACCAGAACAAUCUCAACAACUGAUUGGACAGGGGAAAUAUCAAAAGCAAAUUGUACCAGAACAAUCUCUACAACUGAUUGGACAGGGGAAAUCUCAAAAGCAAACUGUACCAGAACAAUCUCAACAACAGAUUGGACAGGGAAAAUCUCAACAGCAAAUUGUACCAGAACAAUCUCAACAACAGAUUGGACAGGGAAAAUCUCAUCAACCAAUUGUACCUGAACAAUCUCAACGACAGAUUGGACAGGGGAAAUAUCAAAAGCAAAUUGUACCAGAACAAUCACAACAACUGAUUGGACAGGGGAAAUCUCAAAAGCAAACUGUACCAGAACAAUCUCAACAACAGAUUGGACAAGGAAAAUCUCGACAGCAAAUAGUUCUGGGACAAUCUCAACAGCAAAUAGUGCCGGGUCAAUUUACGCAGCAGGUUAGACAGGGAAAACCAAUUUUACCAGGACAACCUAAGAUGCUUCGACAACAACAAGCUGGACAGCAAAUUCCUGAUGAAGCAUCAAAACAACAGAUACAGUUGAAGGUUUUACAGGAAAAUGUCGAUGCUGUAAUAAAGAUGCACAUAAAGGGGAAAACGUCGGCAGAAUCUAACCUCAAAGUGAAUACUAAGUUGUCAAAUGUCAGGGAGAGUUCAUCUGAAACAAAGCAAAUCGAUAAAUUGCUAGAGCAACAACUUCACGAAGCGAACCUUCGUGCUGUCCAAGGCAAGUCAAAGGAAACCUUGGAGAGGAGACCAGAUAUGGCUACGGACAAUAAACCCUUGGAAUCUGUUAAAAUCCAGCAAGGGGUGGUGGACAGUGUCGCAGAAACUCGAGGGAAAUUACUCAGGUCGAGAGAUAAAACUGGAAACCAGUUCAAUAGAAAUUCUCAAAAGUUUAUAAAAACAAUGAUGGAUAAAGUUGGAAGGCAACAAUAGAUGAACUCUUUUGUAGGUAGCUACUGUUAUAAGUGUUGCUAGGGGAGACUUCUUAUAAUAACCAUGGAGCCCCUUUAAACCUUGGUAACCAUGGAACCCCAUUAAACCUUGGUAACCAUGGAACCCCAUUAAACCAUGGUAACCAUGGAACACCAUUUAACCAAGGUAACCAUGGAACCCCAUUAAACCUUGGUAACCAUGGAACCCCAUUAAACCAUGGUAACCAUGCAACACCAUUUAACCAUGGUAACUAUGGAACACCAUUAAACAUGUAUCUAGAGUCAAUAACCAUGGAAACAUCUCAAUACAGGUACUUUGAGAAGUUGAUUUCCAAAAUCACAGUAAAAUUACUGCAUUUAAUUGGGAAAUGUUUUUUUUACUCUUUAAUGGGACUAAACUUUGAUAAUUUCAUAGGAUUGGACUUUCCACUUCCGAUCUAUGUUUGGGUAACUGGUGUGUGUCUGCUACUGAUGUCGUGUGUGUGUUUUAACUGCUGUAGAUAUUUGUUGUGACCGUAAGCAUUUUGUUGAGUUUGAUUUUGAGGUGUGUACAUGUAUGUGUGAUCAGAGAGGAGGUGUAUCUAUAACAGGGUGUACAUAUCAUUAUUAGAUUUUUCCGAUCAAAUGUUUAUUAAGGAUGUAUGGUAAGUAAACAAAUCGUUUAGAAAUUUACAUAUCUAUUCUUCAUAUCUAUGCAUUGUACAUAUCAUUGAAAUAAUGUAACUAAAUCAUAUGAAGACACUACAAAACAGUAAUAAAAUGUAACUAAAACGUAUCUACACACUGAACAUAUCAGUAACAAAAUGUAACUCAAACAUAUCUACACACUGAACAUAUCAGUAACAANUUACUAAAACAUAUCUAGUUAUCUAUACACUGAACAUAUCAGUAACAAAAUGUUACUCAAACAUAUUUAGUUAUCUACA
This is a messenger RNA of Mizuhopecten yessoensis (Yesso scallop), 5170 nucleotides long. RefSeq names its product beta-hexosaminidase-like. Gene Ontology annotation, cellular component: membrane. Gene Ontology annotation, biological process: glycosaminoglycan metabolic process; carbohydrate metabolic process; ganglioside catabolic process. Gene Ontology annotation, molecular function: beta-N-acetylhexosaminidase activity; polysaccharide binding. The record is from RefSeq and is a predicted model, not a curated record. Bases 268 to 4245 code for a protein of 1325 amino acids. NCBI's taxonomy places the organism in Eukaryota, Metazoa, Mollusca, Bivalvia, Pectinida, Pectinidae. The transcript has 14 exons.